This is a messenger RNA of Mucor mucedo, 2706 nucleotides long. RefSeq lists its product as uncharacterized. Bases 201 to 2552 code for a protein of 783 amino acids. The transcript has 8 exons. Lineage: Eukaryota; Fungi; Mucoromycota; Mucoromycetes; Mucorales; Mucoraceae. The record is from RefSeq and is a predicted model, not a curated record.
UGGACCCUGAAACGAUCAUUACAUGGAAUUACAAUACUUUAAAAGCAAGAAACUCAAACGAAAUGUCAGAUCCAGUCAAUCAAGCAUUGGUAGACCUGAUCAAGGAUUGUAUAUGGUUUCAUGAAGCCUUAAACAACACUAGGUAAUACGAUUUACAUUUUACACCUUACCAUGUUUCUUAUAUUUUGUAUAUAAGCCCUAUGGAUACGCUCUUUCAUCUUGUUAGGAAAGAAAGCGGACAAAUGACAUGGUUGCUCUGUUUCAUUGGAGAGAAGUUACCUCAACUCAUUUUACCCCGCAUGCAUCACUACUUGAUACUUGGUCUCGCUACCCACACCAAUCCCUUUCUAAACGCAACUGACACGAUCCGUGAUGAACAAUCGAGUAUUAUCCAUAUGGGCGACAAAGUGUUCACACAUUUAUUGAGUUCGCAUAAAUCUUUGGUGAUUGAUUCAUUGCUCUCCCUCGUCGAGGAUUAUUUCCGUUGGAUUGAUGAGGAACAAUCCUUUGUGACUGAGGUACAACAGUAUAUGCUUGGAUAUUUACUCUCUCUGCCCAAAAUAUCACCUUCUUUAUUCAACGAAUCGUGGUCCUCCUUGUUUCAAAGGUUGUAUAAGGGGAAUGCUGCAGGCAGCAUGUUUUUGUAUGAGAAAAAGAAUGAGAGCUCUGUAGUGAAACAUGGGGAUGGUACAGUAGAGUCGAUUGCUAGCGUAUUUCCAUUUUGGCUGACAUCCAUUGCAUUCGAUUCAAACGGGCUAGUGAUGAAGCAUGCCAUGGAUGUAGCCAUCAUGUUGGAUACUUUGGGACACGACGAACGUUUAGGACUGGAAUAUCUGAUUCCUACGGGAGACAAGUCAAUUUUGGAUACAUUACGACCGUCCUUAGAGAAACUGGAUUUAAAACCAACCUCGAUUGAUUUAAUAGACUGGGCUAUUUCUUCAAUGAAAAUAGGACGAGGUGUGAACGACUUGAAAAUCCCUUUAUUCUUAUUACAAUUGGUUGUGUUGAAAAAUGGUGUGCCUGAAAAACAGGUGGUCGAUAUGUUUGUUCAAUUCAUCAUUCGUUUGGAUAGGCCUCAAGAAGACGAUGAAACCUGCAAUGAAGGUGCUCGUUAUCUUAUUCUCAAUCUUGUCUCCUCCACACAACGCCAAUGGCCCACCAUCUUUCAAUCCGUCCUCGAGAAUAUCUUUUCGAGAGCGAUUGCCAUGCAUAUUGCUGAUAGUGAAGGCUCUGUCAAUGUCGAGAAAAUCCUCAGCAAUUUGGCCAUGUUGUUUCAACCGGAUUCUUCCCAAAGACCAGGUUUUGAUGCCUUCAAAACCUAUCUCUCCAGCCAUUGGCGUCAAGUCUUGCUCUUGUUUUUAAAUCAUCCUUCUAUGGAAUGUCGUGCUGUUGGAUAUCGAGUCUUAACCAACUCGAGAUUUUGGGAGAACACAAACAAGGUAGAGGGGUGUGAUGCACAGACCAUUUCCAAGUUGCUAGUGGAUGCCUGGUUUAGACAUAUUAAAGGAAGGUACGUACGUUAUGGUCAGCAGGAGGAAAUAUCCGCCAUCAAUGAACAACAACGCUUGAUCGCGCAUUGCUGUCAACACACGGAACUUGCCAAAGCCAUGCUUUCGUUUGCGAUGGAUGGUAUCCUGGGCGGUGCACUCGAGAUCUUCCCGACUAUUGAUGUGAAUGCGUUACAGCAAGAAAAAAAGAGCCUGUAUGAUAAAGUCGUACGAGAAGAGUACCAACCUCCUUUAUUCAAAAAACCACCACAGUUUGUAACCACGCUUGAUUUUCAACAAGAAGAAGGAGGGGGUCUGAUUGAUGUGCGUGAUGUGAUUUAUGUAGACAAUAUUGAAAGAACCGCGGCCCUUUUCUUUCAGUUUGGCGAGUUGCCCACGUUAUCCGCUGAGCAAUAUCUCGAGAUCAAUCGUCAUAUCUUGCAUCGUCUGUCUUCCAUCUGGGGACCUAAUCCCGUGUCCUUGGAUACCUAUGAUGAUGUCUUGCCUAGAAAUAUACCGUAUGCAAGUGACAUUGCUAUUGGAAACGCUUUCAAGGAUCAUCCCGUCUUGUUCAUCAUUUUUGAGAAAUAUACCUAUGAUCAAACCACAGCAACCAAGGAUUAUCCAGUCACCAAUGAUAUCAUUCGAAGUAUCCUUGUGUAUUUUAUUGUCUUUUGGAACAUGAAGGAGGUUGUGAGUGUGCCUACUACCUUAAAAUUUGCUACCCAGUUGGAAGAAACCACACGACUCUUGUUUUUAUUGAAGCCGGUACUACCGGAAUUUUUGGUGAAUGCAUAUCAUGUAUUACCCUUCAUGUCAGCCAAGGAAGUAGGAGAUAUUUUAUACCAAGUGAUUUGGUACUACUUGCGAUGGUCCAGUAGCAAUGCCAACCAUAUUCCGGGUAUUCAUAAGAAGUUAACAACAGAGACGAACCAUGAUGAAUUGAAAGAAAAAUGUUUAAAGCGACUUUUGGGUAUUUGUGAAGGUCGAUUGAAGGUACUUGAUCAUUCUCCUUUGUGGCAUGCUUCAUUAUCCUCUAUCAUGUCCCAAUUCUUUCACUUAUAAAAAAUAAAUAAAAAUCAAUCGUGACUGUUCAGAUGGACCUGACAGGUCCCAAAAAAAAAAAGUUUUUUUUUUAGUGUUUUUGUAAACAAACUUGAUUGUUUUUAAUACUUCUAGGUAAAACGAAGCGUAAGAUAGCAUGAAUAAGGACAAAAAG